This is a messenger RNA of Pocillopora meandrina, 14640 nucleotides long. Lineage: Eukaryota; Metazoa; Cnidaria; Anthozoa; Scleractinia; Pocilloporidae. The record is from the annotation of a GenBank genome assembly.
CCGAAAUAGACGGAGCCCCUAUCAAUAAUGGAGGGAAACAGCGGUAAGUUCCUAUUCUAAAACAAAAUAAUUGAUUUAUUUUCUCUGUCUUUUUCAUUCAAGCCCAUUAACUUCUUAUAUAAUUCGUUGGAAGUCCUAAGUGUUUAUUUGGACUCCAAGAGUCUUGUCUAAGCGAACAAUCUCAAACGUGAUAUCGUGUUCAGCUAAAAUAUCUGUUUGUGCGGGACCGAGCUUCUAGUUCCUGCAUACACAAGCUUUUAACUUAAUUUUACCAUCAUGAAAAUAAAUGUAAAUCACGGUAACGAGUUAAUUUACGAUAGAUCGUCUAUAAAGCUUAGUUUAGAAAUAAGCGAGAACUUAUGCUUUCUUUAUUUUUCUAUAGUUUGUUCAUCGCUUGUUGUACGCUUCAAUAAAGAUGGACAAAACUACUAAAACCAUUAACUUCUUAUAUAAUUCGUUGGAAGUAUGUUUGUCACGCAUUGCCUCAAAAAAUUUCUUAACCUAAGCUUAAAAAUCACUAAAGUUUUCGCUUGUGCCUACCUCCUAUCAGUUAAGUGGGAGUUAGACCCGCUGAGUAGCCAAAAAUAGUUGUAACGUGUUCAUUUGCUUCAUCAUAAACUGGCAAUGCAAGCAAUUUAGUUUCUGACAGUAAGCAUUUUUUCACACUAAAGAGGAAGUUUAUCAGUCGACAUUCCUUCAGACCAAGGGUCAAGGGAAAAGUCCCAAUUUAACCUUGUCACUAUCGUAAUCAGUCUAGCCAAUUAGAAUGAGUUAUUAAGUAAUAAAUUUCGAAUAAAGUCAACCAUUGCCUCUUUGAAUUUGUCAGGAAUCUACAGCUAUCAGUGAUUUUAAAAGAAAACUAAAAAAAAAAGCAGAUGCAUUGCUUAGCAAACUACGAUAAUCUGAUUGGCGAGUUUCACCGGAUAAUCAGUGGUUUAAAUUAGGGUACAAUUCUACAAUUUUAAUUCUAAAAUUUAUAUACUUCACAAAUUUAGCCUUGAAGGAAAUGAUUUUAUUAUCGGAAAGAUCAUCAUAUAGAUGUAUCGGCGCAGUCAAACUUUGAGAUAUCGUUUUUCAUGAGUUUCCUCUGAUGUCCUAUUUUAGUGUUAACCGAUCCGUGACUUUUGGUACACUCAGCAACAGGUAAACAACAUGUAAAUGAAGAGAAAGUUAUUUCUACUUUAACCACGAAAACCACGAAGCUGGAUGGGACGUUUUUCCGCUUGUUUACUCCUACUUGGUAUCGUUUCCUAGAAUGUUGUCAUGAAGCCUAAUUCAUUCUUCUGUUUGUGCGUAACGCAAAGAUACAUUUCUACGAUUACUAAUUACACCAUGAACAGAUCCACAACUGCACUUAAAAUUCUGACGCCGAUUAAGACGUGUUCGAGGUACUUCGGUUAAAUUCCUUUAAUUGCGAGUUCUCAAAUGUAAACUCGCCGUAAUUAAUGAGAAAAAUAGCAACCAAAGCACAGACAAGGAUGAUUUUGAGUCUUCAAAAUAGCGCUUUUAAGCGAAUUGGAGAAAGGGGCUGGCCAACAAUGUUUGAGUUAAGUAAUGCAAGCUGUCUUAAUCCUCUCAAAUUUUGCCCAUUCGUAAGUUUUAGCGGGCCUCUAAACUUCUUUCAAGUUUUCUACAAUUUCGACCAGUUGCUGUCAAUUUUAAUUGCCGAUUUGAUGUUCCUUGAAUUGCGUGACCUGACGGCAUAUUAAGCCAAUGAAGUAUCAAACCUAAAGAGAGGAAGUCGAUUUAAGUACGCCAAAACACAUGCAACAGUUAAUCACUAGUGCGGGAAAUGUGCAGAUGUAAAUAUAGAAUUGAAAUGAUCACUUAUAGAGUCUUGGGUCCGAUGCAAUGUAGAGCAAGGAAAGCGAAUUAUCAAUAGAGUGUGGGGAUGGAGGUGGACUUCUUGCUCUUUUCCACAGGACAAUUUCCGCGAAAUACGUCCUAUUAGCAUGAAUAGACGAAGUGCAAAUUAUUCCAGAUUAGAUAGUUAACUUGCGCCCUGAGAACCAUUCUUUGGCGUUCUUUCAUCCAUGCAAAUUUCAAAAACUGUUUAUCAAUUAUUUCAGUAUUCAGGCAGACUGCUCUUGUGCACACCAUUUAUGUUAACGACGUCACAAAGAUAUCUGGGAAUGGCGCCACAGCUGUGCGACCAGGAGCUCAAGUCAAUAAUGUUUCGUCACAUCCAUCAAGAGGUAUUUGAAUCACUUAACAUGCGACUGUCAUUAUCAAACUUGCUGAUAGAAGUAAUUAGCUGAAAUUUAAUUUAUCAUGUUCAAGUUGAGACAGUAUCAUUUACUCUACUCUAACGAUAGAGGGGUGCACAGAUCACAAGGGGCGUGAACGCAGUCGUAAAAUAAAGCUUUUGCAUAAAUGCUCACGUAUCAUUCUGGCACCAACAAAAUUGAAACAUAGGAGGCUUCAUGGAGUAUGAAUAUGAAUUGCACAUGAUUCGAUACGGUGCUUAUUGCCUAAUGUUAAUUUAGUGGUCACACUACAACUAUAAAUCUACAGACUUCUACCGGAAAAAAUUGUUACCUAUAAAUUUUCAAAAAUUCUUCCAGGUUUAAAAUGAUCGCAUGAAAUGAUAGCCAUUUAAUAAGUUUAUAUAUCAUUUCGGAGUACCAGCCCCAACAAGUACUGUAUACUAUGUACUUUUCGCUCUGUACAUUAAAACUGGUACCAGGUCGACUAGCACUGAAGACUAUAUACAUUCACCCUGUACAUUAAAACUGAUACCUGCCUCGACUAACACUGAAUACGACUCACCAUUUACAUCAAAACUGAUGUUAAUCUGAAAUAAUUGUUGAAGUUGAAGUAGAAAGCUGAUAUUCUUACUAAUGAAAGCCCUCUGAGUUGAAAAGAUAUAGGUACUAAGGUCCGCAGGCAAAUGACUAGACCGAAAAUAGAAUAAACUCGUAAAAACUUGAAUUUAGAUUUUUUUUUCAUUUCCAAAUUUCUCUAUAGGGGAUAUUCCUCUUCCUCCACGAGAUGCGAACGUGAGACAAGGAGGUUCAAGAAUUGCUAACAUGGAGCGAGAAGAGCAAGCGUAUCAGGAUACGUACGCAUACGAAAGGGCCAGACCAGGGAGAAAAUCUUUUUCGUCUGAGAGUAACUCGGGCAGUUAUUGCCUUCCCAUGGUCACAGAAGAAUAUUAUCAGCAGAACUUCGGCUCAAAAUGGACGUCAAAGCCAAUUAAAUUUAUCUACAGAAUGCAAGGUAAAAUUUGAAAUAAGCCUUACUAGGUGCACAUAAUGUAGGAAUUCUUUAAACGUUCUGUAGACGAGAUUUCAGAAUCUCGUUAUCGCAGGGCACUGUCCAGUGAGAAAAUGUUAUUAAGUCGUAAUGAAAAGCUGAAACCAAAUCACCUCAACGUUGUCUCUUCAUUUUCUUUCUUUGCGACCCUCAUUUUCUUUUAUUUAUGUCUAAUGAAGUCUAUUAUAGUGAUAAUGAUGAUCCUAUCAAAAUUUUGGGUUAUUAUUGGCUAUAAGAGCCACAUUAUAUUUGAUUAAAAAAAGUACAAGUAUGCCAAUUUACCGUUUAGAAUACAUACAUUUUUAUUUUCGUUUAAAUUAGAUCCCGCAGAUGAAACUUUGUCCAAAGAAUCAUUUCUACAAGAUGUUGAUAAAUCUCUGAAAGAAUUUGAAAGUUCAGGUGGAAAGCUGAAGAAAGAAUUGGAAGAGGUCAUACUACUACAAGUCUUGCCUUAUCUUGAAGAAUCCUGGGGGAAAUCGUCUUCACAGAAAAUGGACGCGUACGUGAUCCUAGCCAAACUAAGCAGUUGCAGAAGCUGCAGUGAAGUUGUGAGGCAUGCCUUGCAGCAGCUUCAGUAUCUGCUCUUUAGAGAUAACCUGGACUGUUGCAAGGAGAGCUUACUAAAAGUGGAGAAAAUUGUGAGGUCUUCCAUUAUCUCACCAGACGCGGUCUUCAAAGAGGAAGCAGACUCCUCGCGCGAAGUAAGACUGUCUGUUUACAAGCGCAUUCUGUCCCUGAUAUGCAUUUACCAAAUUCAGACAGGUUUUUCCACAGUUGACUUCAAAGACGGUUUAAAAAAACUGCAACAAGACCUGAAACACUACUGCACCCAAAUCCGCUACAAAAAGAAGAAUUACUUCCGCUAUUCCAUGGAGUUCAUCCAGGGGGCAAUCUCCUACUUGCUGAAGGGGUCCGGCAAGGCGACUGCGACAAACUUGGGCGACUGUCUCGACAACUGCCUUUCUUUGCUAGAAAACCAGGAAUCUGAUGUUACGAAGGAGUUUCCUGAGAAACUCAAGAAAAUUGUAAAAAAAUUAAAAACGGGAGAAUGGUUUGACCUGCACUGCGUCCUGUGCUAUCUUCACGGAAAGGUGCGUUUUUCUGUAGACGGCUGCAUGCUUGUUCUUGUAUUCGACCGUACUUCGUUGCAUUCGUCUGUAUCAUCUUUUUCUGUCUGUUAGUGCUUCCGUCGUUCCACGGUCCAUCUUGCUCCCUGUCCGUUUUAAUUGUUCUGUGUCUCUGAAUGAAAAGAUUGUGAUAAAUCACCAUAUCAUUUCAGGUGCAUAGUGAACGCCCUACUCCAGAAAUGUGCAUCGAAAGGCAAGCUUUAAUUCUUCUUAGGCGUAUAGUCGAAGCGUAUCAAAAGGGAGGUGGAGGAGAUGAUUGGAGGUUUUGCUUAUUAGCAGGCUCUCUCUUAUCAGAUAUUGCAAUGAACAACAUGACGAAAGGUAUUCACCUAAUCAAAACUGAUAAAUUUUUAGUCUUAUACAGUUUUAAUUAUUUAAGCAACUUUUUGGUAUAUUCGUCUCUAAACGUAUUUAUACUUACACCAUUGUAUUUUUUUAAUCAAGAAUUACGAAUCGAGGCCGGAUGCUGUAUGAUUAAUCUUUUGAGGGACAAAAGGCUUCAGAAGAAACCAGAGUGCAGAGUCAUCCUCGAAAGUUUGUCGUCUGAAAUGCUAUUCAAUCCCGAUCAUGUCACAAAGACGCUUUUUGCCGGCCACCUCCUUGAAAAUCGAAGUUUACAACAGCCCCUUCCUGAGGACCUCCACGUUCAACAUCUUACGAAUCGCUACCGAAAUCAGACACUAGAAAUCAAUAAGCCAACAAUCAGCCAAGGACAGAAGUAUUUUGUCAAGCGUGGUAUGUUUCAACGGAGUGAAGUGAUCGUGAAAAUUUGUAAGGUCACAAAGCAAGAUAUCUUGGAGAGUGAAUCCCCCGACCAUUCAGGAAAGAGAGAAAAGAUCAUUUCUGAGGCCUACAACCUACGUCGCCUGCGCUGCUUUAAUCAUCCAAACAUUGCUGUUCUACUCGGCUGUAACACCAAGAGUCUGCCUUAUCACGUCAUCACAGAAUUCGAAAAAAAAGGCAACCUGCUUCGCUUCGUUCAAGCUUCACGAUGGGACGAUGAACUCCUACCGACGCGUAUCUUACUUAAGAUGCUCCUUGACGUAAUUGAAGCUCUUCUCUUUCUGGAGAAUCACGGUCUGGUACAUCGCGCUGUGAUGGCUGAGAACAUCCUCGUGGGAGAUGAUUGUAGAUGCAAGUUAGGUGGCAUGCAUGCAUUACGACAACUUCAAAAAGGAUACGCUGAGGAAGGUAAGCCAUACCAAACAAAUUUAUAGUUGAUAGUUCUGCGGCUAGUGGUUUGUUCGGCGAUCCAGAUCACCUAUGAAAAGAGUACAUUUUCGCUAGGCUUCCUUUUUCUUGAACAAAGCUGAACAAGCAAUGCCUAAAAUGUGACCUUGGACCAUGUUCAAACCAGAUUUGAAUGUUUUCCACAAAAUUUUACAAUGAAGAAUGUUAUAAUGGAGUAAUGUGGUUUUCCACUGAGUUUUUUAUUUGAAGAAACCAUCCCUCUGCUCAGAAUUCCUGAAUAUUAUCGAUGCAAAUUUAAUAGGAAUCUCUCAGUCAAUUACUUGCGAUAUACUAUAAUUCAACCUAGACCGACUAGGGAUAAGUCGCUUUAUGAUACCGCAGUUAAGCUCCUGAAAUAGUAGACAAGAGUUGCACUCAGAGUUUAAGCUUCACAUUACCAAUAGUACGAUUAACCUGAAAUUUAUGAACUUGAAAUGACAUUUGUAGUUUUUUAUUUAGAUCGAAAUGACGACGAAAUGUACGACUACUGUUCGUCCGAUGACUGUUGCCUGGAUGUUGUAUGCCAUGAUGAUGGAGAGGAAUAUGUGAGGUGGAAAGCACCAGAGUGUAUUUUAAAAAAGAGCUAUAGCACUGCCUCUGAUGUUUGGGCCUUUGGUGUGCUAAUGUACGAGGUUUUCACAUAUGGAUGCCGCCCAUACAGAAACAUUCAGAGCGAUAAAGAUGUUGCUAAACAUGUAAAUGCUUUAAUUUGUGUUAAAGAUGAGAAAAGCUCACCUAUCAAGUAACAGAGCACACACUGAAGAGAUGAAAGCACAGAAGCAGAGGGGAACAGUAACUAAUAGUUCAGGAGGGUUUAGUCAUAUUUCGCUAGGAACCCUCCCACCGCUUAAACUUCCAAAGUGUUGUACUACCUCAGGACUGCACUCAAUCUAGAUGAAGCUAAAAUAUAGACCAGUCACGUUAGUAACAGGAACUUUAUUUGGCAGGUCGCAUACAAUUAACGGUGUACCAGCCCGUGAGUCGUGCUUCCAAGAUGAAGAAUUUACGUUAAUGACGCGGUGUUGGGAACGGCACAGAUCAAAAAGGAUUGCACUUGCCAGUUUAAAAGAAAGAUUGGAAAAAGUGCUUGAUGUCGCAAUGGAUCCAGAAUCAGGUAAUUAUUUCUUCUGUAUAAACAAUUAGUUUCAUAGGAUCACUGCCGGAGGAAAUAAAUGGAAACUUAGUUUUAGGCAUGAAAGCAUUAUUCUUAUAAAUCAACUGAGUCUGCACAACAGUAUCUCAUAUUCAGGUUUGUAUUUUUUUUUUAACCAAAAAUAUAUGUUCCAUUUUCAUUCCCUUACAGAAGAGAAACCAAGAGAUGAUCCACCACCGCUGGAGACUUGCAUCGAUUACGUAAGUGCCCAACCACGAUGCUAGUUUUCAAACCAUUUUUUGUACACGGAGGGCACAUGUCAAGUUAUAACUUUGUCUCUGACCCAUUCGCAGGGCACAAUCGUCCGUAAGUUUGUACGCGGUGCGCCUCCUCAAAAGUUUACGCGCUAUUUAUCAUCUUCCUUCCAAUGGUCGAGGUCGUACAUGAGCAAAUUGUUAAGGUCGCAUCCAAGGCAGCAUAAACCCACUCGAUGUGAAUUAUUCCUUUCAAUAAAUCUCUGGUAGCAUUUAUGCAGUAGAAGCCUAGCCCGAUACAUUUAACAUUGGCUUGGCAGAAUUUCUCGCGAAAAAGGGAGUAAAUAGUGUAACAGUUCUCCCUUCCACGAGAAAGAGAACUUAGCUGACUAGAUUAUGUUUGAAUAUGCCUUUGGACCCCCGUUGGCGAUUCUCUUAGGUUUGACUAUGAAAGGCCAAAUUAAUAGCUGUGCAAGUGUUCGACCUCAGAGUCAGAAAGGACAAUCAUCUCAACUGCAUUAACAUCUAAAUAUACCGAGGAUUACUGAUGUGAACCAUAAGGACGCUGUCAAUGGGCCAUAAAACGCGUUUAGAUCAACAGGCUGGGGACGAGCGUUUUGAAUAAGCACACAAGCCCUUUUUGACGUCCUAAAAUAAAUUGUUGUGAUUUAAAACCUUUGUAAUGAAACUUCUCUAAUCUCACCGAAACUGGUGCGUGCAGUUUGCUGGUUCUCUACAGCUUUAACGAGUCAUUACUUUUUCUCUUCAGACAUCUUGCCAGUCAGAUGAAAAAGGUGAUGAUGCACCCACAAGAUAUGAUGCCGGAAAGGUUAGUGGGAUCUUUUCGAAAUUGUCUAAAGAGAAACAUUCUUUAAAUGUAGCAGAUGUGCCUCACGCUCGUGACAAAAUGGAGAACAUCUUUCUUAAGACGAAGUUCAAAGUCAAAAUUAACUAUCUUGCUCUAUAACAAAAAAUGUGAAAAAACAGAGUAAUGGUAUGAAAAACCUAUUACUCUUGAAAGAGGACUGGGAUUAAUGUAUUCACAGCACUCACAUUUACAUUUAAGAAUGUAUCUCUUCACGGUUCUUCUCUAAUACAUAUAAUUAAUAAUAGGUUGUAUUAAUUGUUAGAUAAUAUUUUUUAAAACCAGUAAAUAGCAAUGAAAGGAAUCUUAUUACCAUUCUUGGGUAAAUAGAAGAGUAAAUGAGAAGGUAAUGAGUCCUUGCAUUCGGUGUUUAUAUGUGUGACAGUUUAGUUUACGUAUGCUUAGAGUGUCGCCUAUUUAUUAGGAUGGCACUUUGGUGAUGGAGAAGAUUACAAAUGCAGACAAAAAUCAUUUGAGAAGGCUGCUCAAUCUGAACACUCCGCCAGAUCUUGCUAGGAUUUUGAGAAUAGACAACUUGGAUUCUCAUCAUCCAGUUGUGGAGAUGGUAAGUUACACGUGCAUGAAUUAUUAGUUUAGUUUAAUCGAGAAAGAGAACACUAAAUUAAGGGAUAUUCCUCCAAGUGUUAAAGGGUUGCAUGGCAAAUAAUAGCUGGACUGCAAUAGAAAUGAUUAACGAGACUCACGUGCAUAUCCGUGGUGAUUGUACCCAUAGAAUAAGGCAUUUAUGGCUCAAUCAGAAUAUCAAAUACAUUAAAAACUUUAGACUUGUUGUAAGCCUGUUCCUUAAGAAAGUUCGAUUUUUAUUUCAACUCUUGCAAGGGUCAUAUUUUAACAAUCAACCGGGCGGAAACAAAUUAUAGGCUAGAGGCCUAUAGGCUGGAUAUGCAGCUGAGAACUGUACCUUUAGAAGAAGGAAUUCUUAGUGCUAAGCCGGAUAUCAAUUACAUUAGAACUGAUACACAUUAUAAGUAUUCGAAUGCCUCCAAACUACGUCCAGAGGCACUUCAAGUAACAAACUUUCAUGAAUAACAAAUAGUUAAUACCAUCCCAGAAUAUCGUGGUCAUUACUAGGGGAGGAUGCAUUCUCUAAUUUUCCAAGAAUCCCUUUCUUGACAGAUAUCGCCAGAGGCUCCUUUCGGAAACCUCAAAGAUUAUGUUCUGAGCAAACAAUGCCAGCUUGGUGACAUUGUUACGUUCCUAUCACAAGUGACCUCUGCCCUGCAUUUUCUCCAUUCAAAUCACAUUGUUCAUGGAGAUCUUCGAGCCGAAUAUGUCAAUGUAAUAGCUCCGAACAAGGUGAGUGGGGUCUGGUGACAGAAAAUCUAAAAUAACCAGGGUUACUAGUUUAAUCAAUUGUUCUGGUAAUGUGCUAGUAACGCAACCACGUAGUUUCCAAAAAAUUUUAGCAGAUAUGGAAUGAAUGUGACACCAAUCUUUUAAGUGAUGUGCAAGUUUGGUUUAGUUUGGUUUUGUUCGCUUGAUUUAUGUAUUUUUUUCUGUGUAGCUGUUUAUUUGCUAUACAAGAAAGCGAUAAAUUUCUCAAUUUAUUACAGGCAUUAAAGGGACUGUAAUUCUGCAAUAGAUGUACUCUUAGGUUUUUGGUCGCUUUGCAUAUUUCAUGUUAUUUUGAUUGUUUUUUUCGUUCUUUGCUUGUUUGUUUAUUUGUUUGCUAAGGUCAGUAAAGAAUUUUCUUGAUGAUGGCAAAUAAUCAGGCUCUAAUUCUAAAGGGGGGAGUUUAUAGAGGAACUCCUCACUCGUUUUUUCUUUUAUGUGUUGUUUUGUUUUGGUUUUUGGUUGUAAUUGUGAACUGCUUCAUCCUCUUGUUUGAAAUGUACUCCCUUGUGUUGUUUUAUGCCUGUGUUUUUUGGUUUUCUCCAUAUAAACACUGAGAAAAUUUUUUAAAAAAUAUUUUGAUACUGCAUAUUCAGCUAUAGUUAUCAUGAGGUGAAUUUUAUGUACUAUAAUGAAAAUUAAUAAAGUGUAUCAAUGAAGAACUAAAAAUAUUAAAUUUGAAAACAAUGUUGAAAGACUUUGUCUUUUACUCACAAGAGACUUCAUGAUCCAUUCCAGGUUCAAGUAACCCGUUUGGGUCGCUCCUUGCUUUUACCAAAAAGGGCUUACGACAACACUUCUGCCUCAUGUGUAGUUCAGCGUAAUAUGCCACCUGAUGCAACCCGCUGGUAAGUAGCUCACAACGAGACAACGAAAUAGGUACAAGACAUCAAUUCGUACUAUACUGAAAAUAAAAAUUCAAUUUUCAGCGCGCGGUAUUCAUGAAUUGUAGCGAGCAAGUUGGACCAAGUUAAGCAUAAUAAAGGGAAUAAUAAUAAUCCGCUGUGAAUUGAACGUUAAAUUCUAAAUCUCAGAGUUAACCUCAUGCACGAGUGCUCCAGAUUCUUUGCGCGAGGCGUUUAACCUGAAUAAUAAGUUCUUGUCUAUUUCAUUUUGCACGAGCUUGGCCCUCAGACAUUUACAGAGUUGUUUUCGCAUCAGAAUAUUAUGAAUUUUAAUUGGAAAUACAUUCUGCUUUGUAGUAAACAGUAGAAACGAAAAAAAAACCGUGUUUGAUAAAAGUCAGAACCAAAGUAACUCGCGUUAUUUUUCAAAUUUUUAACAAUACAAAAGAUAACUUGGUUUCGCCAAAAUAAUUGCCUGUACAAAGCAAAGUUGCAUCGAUAAGAUUGAGUGUAUUUUGCCGUUGCCGCACCAGAAUCUUAUAUACGCCUUACUGAAUGACAAAACAGCCUUACAUGCUUCACUUUCCCUAACAUCUUAAGGAAAUGUGAACAAUGAAAACUUAAAAACCCGCAAAAUUGUCUUCUUGGUAUUCAAACUGAAUUGACUGAUGCGAAGUUCACUCGAAAACCUGUUCCGUACUAACAAAAUAACUUGACAAUUCUGGCGAAACCUCGCACAAGAUUUACCUUGAUAAGUUUCCUCUCUUUGUUUCCCGUUUUUCAUUCAGUACUCAGAGAGAAGGAAUAGUUAUCUAACAAGAAAAAUCCUUCACGAAUGCUAUCACUUGUUGAAAACUUUUUGACAACCCAGGCAACUAGCGUAUUAUAUCAGGGGGCUCCCUGGUGGAAUCCAGGGUUCACUUGUCAAUCAUCAACGGUCAUCAAUAACAUAUCUCACUUAAUCCGGCAACACAGCGCUGAGUUGUCAAUAAAUAGAAAAUGGAGGUAGAUAUCAGUUUAGUCGGUUUAAAGUUCAGUUAAUUUUGAAUUUAAAGAAAUAAUUUAGGCUAGCCAUUUGAUUUGUGGAUUUACAGUGCAUUUUAUUAACUAAUUUCGUGCGUGGAAAGUCAUUUGAAAUUCUGCAAAUCUGCCUUUUCGCUAUUAUUCUUAUUUCGAGAGAUAUUUUAUCGAUAGCACGUUGACAGCUUCAGCUUAUUUGUCACUUACACUCUUUACCUCAACAGGAGCGCACCCGAAGUGAUCCAAGACGGCAAUUAUACUCAUGCUAGUGAUGUUUGGGCUUUUGCGGUCCUUGGUUGGGAACUGUACACUGCCUUUGCAACAGGCCAGGAGCAUAAGGAAUACUCGGUGCCUUACUGUAACCAUGCUGCCGAGGAGGUUUGUUUGCUGAAAACUUUACGAUCUCACUUAGCUGGUGGAUUCGAUCAAUUUUUUCUCACUUUGUUCGUGUCUAAAUUUAGUUUUCCCUCGCUGGUUAUUCUCAAACCUUAUGAGCCUCGAAACGGUUAAAUGGGAAUAUGACGUGCCUUAGGAAAAGGUAUUUGGAUUUCUGGGACUAGAACCAGGAUUCAAAAUAAAAAAGGGGGAGGGAAGAAGCAGAGAGGAGAUUUAGGCAAACCAUGAGCUAAAAAGUGCGAUUCCAACCCCCCCCCCCCCCCUUUUCCCUUAAAACGAAUCACACUAUGGGAAAGGCAAAGGCAAAGGCAAAGGCAAAGGCCCAAAUAUAACGGAAACAGCGUUUAAAGGAGAAUUUCAACUUGAAAUCGAAUUGUAUGCAUUAAGAAUAAGUCUUUAACAAGGCUAUCGCUUCAUUAAAAUUGAUAUAAUUGAGUAUCUUCAUCUUAGGUUAUCCAUCAGAUCAGAAACGUUGGGCCACUAUCACCACCAGACAAUUGCCCCGAUUGGGUGUAUAUCGUGAUGCAUCAAUGCUGGGCAUUCGACCCGGUACAACGGCCUCCGUUCAUCGCCAUCUUUGACUGCCUCACUACAAGGUAACCGCACAAUUACACACGAAUGUUUGUAAACUAGUAAGAUUUUUGAGAAACGGAAGUUUGACAGUACCUAAUUAUGUCCCUAAGUUUUCCAUUUGAACUGGCUGUAGUCAGAGUCACUCUCCGAGGAGGCAUGAGCAAGGUGUGGCUCGGUAAAAGACUUAUACCGAAGUAUUCCACCAAUUUUUCUGAUUUCACUUUAUAUACCAAACGCACUCAAGGAAUGAAGGAAAUCAAUGAUAACGGGAAAAGAUAGAUACCUAAUUUGCGAAUUAUUGGAGUUUUUAGACUUUGAAAGUGGUUUUAAGCCUAAAAUAACUGAGAAGGCAACCAUUUGGCGAUAUCAGAAGGCUUUUAUUGAUAAAUGGGUCUGACCCUGCAAGGUUUUUUAAUGGAUUUUUUUAAUUGAUUUACCUCUCACAAUCAAACAUCUCGUUUCUUAUAGGCAACCAAUGAACUCUUGGCUAAUGUCAUUGUGGAAAGAGCGCCAUGAAAAGAGCGAAUGGCCUGAUUCAUCAAUCACUCAGCCUGAAAAUGCCUGUCACAUCACCAACCAAGACAAGAACUGUCUUAAAGAAAUUAUAGAGCAGAUGUGCAACGACGGUUAUAAGCUUUCAGAACACGAUUACAGAUAUGUUCAAGAAAAUGCCAUCAAUCGAGUGGACGAAGAAUUUUAUGAUGAUCUACCUGUGGAAAAGUGCUCCAAAACGUCUUCAGAUGUGAUAGGGGAUGAAUGCUAUGAAGACAUUUCGCCCACCAGUCGAUCCGACUAUGAUUUUGAAGGGAAAAUGGCAGAGAGUCCGACAGAUUCCAAUACUUCUUCCACUGAACCUCGGUACCAAAAUGUAAAGAAUUUCGGUAUCAAGAAAAUUCCGUAUCGUACAGAAGAAGAAGAGCUUUAUGAUGACAUCGACAAUAUCCGUCAUCAAAAUAUAAGUACCGUCAACACCCUGGUGGUAGGUGAGGAGGAACAGGAAGAGGCAGAAACAUACGAUGACAUCUCAGAAGAAGGCCAAGAAUUCUAUGAAGAUAUUGAAGAACGAUCUCGUGAUCCUUGCCAUGGAGCGUGCGCAAAUGAGCCUUCUUCAAAAGAUGGUAACUCCCCUUUGAACACCGAGAGUCAAGAGCCUUCUUUUGAAGAGGAUAUUUACUCAGUAGACGAAGAAACGGACCCAGUAGAUCCAGAAGGGGAGGAUUUAUACGAAGAGAUCGAUAAUCUCAGGCCACCAUCGUAUGCAAAAGCUUGCAAUGAAACAGAACAAGCAAACGUAGACUCCAAAAACGCCAGCUGCCUUCCUCGAGGGGGUAUUCCCCGAGGGGGUGUUCCCUCAGUAAACGAGGUGGAAUUCCUCUAUGAAGAAAUAGGAGGAAAUCAAACGACAGAUUCCGCGGCGUACCAAAGUACCACAGGUCCCCAAGAUCAUCGCACCACAAACAACCGAGAUGAAGCAGGAUACAGAGAACUUAGCCAGAGAGAGUCAUACAUGCAACUGACGCGACCUACAGCAAAGAAACCCAAUCCUGCCAUGAAGAAUGCCGCAAAGCUGAACAACCGCAGGUUGCCGCAUAAGAGAAAGGAAACAAUUAACGAUCGACUUCGCAAUACUGUUAAGGAACCAUAAAAUUGUAGAGUCAAACAUUGAAUUUUUUUGUUGAAUGACUGACACGAUGAAGGUGACCAACAGUCGUAAUUAAAUUCAUAGAUAAGUCGAGUUCAAGGAAAGAACUAAUCACUGCAGGUGAGCUGCAAGUGAGGAAUGUCAGUAAAGAAGCCUGAAGAUUUCUCGGUUUGUCCGAAUUUCGAAUCCGUUUCUUUUCAGAUUCUUGUUAGUUGCUUCUUCCAGUUGAGCUACUAAACCACAGGUUGGGAACGAGGCAAAUUUUAUAUAGGUUCCUCGUUAUCGUAAAGGAAUUUGAUCGCAAUUAAAUGAAGUCAUUAUUUACUUUUCAUUUUUUUUUCAAUAUUUGUUUCUGUCAUCCAAUUUUUAGAGAUAAGUCGGUAACAUGGAGGCGUUGAAAAGAUAAGUUCUUGUUGCUUGGCAACCAAUAUUUUCACUUUUAAAUUCAGAAAUGAGUUAUUUCCUAGUCUUGUACAUAGUGUUGUUUUUUAAGGAGAAAGCGUGAGAAACAAUAGUUUUGUACUUUUCCAACAAUAUCAACGAAAACAAAAAAAACCAUUUUUUUUGCUCACCACACGUUGGAAAAAAAAGCUUCAGUUGUAGUCAUCAAUGAAUGGAAUAAGCUAUUACUAAAGGCUUUGAUACAAUCAUUUACAUUAAUAUCGAUUUCUGUCAUCCAAUUUUUAGAGAUAAGUCGGUAACAUGGAGGCGUUGAAAAGAUAAGUUCUUGUCACUUAGCAACCAAUAUUUACACUUGUGAAUUCAGAAACGAAUUUUUUUUUAGUCUUCUAUAUAAUUUUGUUUUAUAACGAGAAAGCGUGAGAAACAAUAUUUUUGUACUUUUUCUACGAUAACAAAGAAAACGAAAAAGCAUUUUUUUGCUCACCACCCGUUGGAGAAAAAAGCUUCAAUUGUAGUCAGCAAUGAAUGGAAUAAACUAUUGCUGGCUUUGGUGCAAUCAAAUAUCCUUCUUUAUGCAGGCCAGAU